Acomys russatus (golden spiny mouse) is the source of this 2010-nucleotide messenger RNA. RefSeq names its product NFKB inhibitor like 1 (gene Nfkbil1). Gene Ontology annotation, molecular function: protein binding. Gene Ontology annotation, cellular component: nucleus. Gene Ontology annotation, biological process: negative regulation of toll-like receptor signaling pathway; canonical NF-kappaB signal transduction. The transcript has 5 exons. NCBI's taxonomy places the organism in Eukaryota, Metazoa, Chordata, Mammalia, Rodentia, Muridae. Bases 467 to 1606 code for a protein of 379 amino acids. The record is from RefSeq and is a predicted model, not a curated record.
GCAGCAGGUGCAGGGCGGCUCCGUGCCACCAGGGUCUACAGGGAUGGAGCUGGGGGGAGAGGAGGGUAGAGUGUUUGGGUGGGAGGUCUUGAUUUGUGGUCUCAGAGGGGGCGCAAAGACGGUGAGAAGGGUGUGGGAAGUUAGGAGUGCGAGAUAAACCUCAAAAGAGCCCUCCUGUCUCCCAGCCCUAGCUUGGCCUUCGUAACCUCCAAUCCUGUCUUCCGGUUUCAGGAGGACCCUGUGUCGCAAGUUGUCUUGUUUCCCCUCCGGAGGCCUAAUCCCGCGUCACCCUGUGGGGGCGGAACGAUUUCCGGGAUGGGCCUCACAGCUCAUUUCCGCCCGAAACUUUGGCGCGCGCAUGCGUCAUUUCCUCCAGCCCGGAGCGCCGCCUCCCUUCCCGGAGCGUCUCUGACCCAGGCCUCGAACUCCGGCUGUGAGGGUCCUAGGGGGGCGGGGAGCAGGGCUGAUGAGUAACCCCUCCCCCCAGGCCCCAGAGGAAGAAGCCUCCACGUCUGUCUGUCGGCCCCAGAGUUCCAUGGCCUCCGCUUCCCGCCGGCAGCGCCGAGAGCGACGCUUCCGGCGGUACUUGUCGGCGGGGCGGCUGGUGCGGGCCCAGGCUCUCCUCCAGCGACAUCCCGGCCUUGAUGUGGACGCUGGCCAGCCCCCACCUCUCCACAGGGCCUGCGCCCGCCACGAUGCCCCUGCCCUGUGCCUGCUGCUGCGCCUCGGGGCGGACCCUGCCCACCAGGACCGCCAUGGCGACACGGCGCUGCACGCUGCUGCCCGCCAGGGCCCUGAUGCUUACACGGACUUCUUCCUGCCGCUGCUGAGUCGCUGCCCCUCCGCCAUGGGGAUAAAGAACAGAGAUGGGGAGACCCCUGGGCAGAUUCUGGGCUGGGGACCCCCUUGGGACUCUGCUGAUGAGGAAGAGGAUGACGACGUCUCCAAGGAGCGGGAAUGGCGACAGAAGCUGCAGGGCGAGCUGGAGGAUGAGUGGCAGGAGGUCCUCGGGAGGUUUGAAGAUGAUGCCUCCCGUGAUACGCAGGAGCCCGAGUCCUUCUCAGCCUGGUCAGAUCGCCUGGCUCGAGAGCAUGCGCAGAAGCGGCAGCAGCUGGCGGCAGAGGGAUCCUACAGACCCCUAAGGGCUGAGGGCUCCAGUCAGAGCUGGCGACAGCAAGAGGAGGAACAGCGGCUUUUCCAAGAGCGAGCCCGAGCCAAGGAGAAGGAACUGUGUGAGAGCCGAGCCAGGAGGGCUCAACAGGCCCAAGGGGACAGGGGGCCGGAGCCUCCCAGGCCAGGGCCCAGGGCAGAGCACCCACGAGGGGCAGGGAGGGGCAGCCUCUGGCGCUUUGGUGACGUGCCCUGGCCCUGCCCUGGUGGAGGGGACCCAGAGGCCAUGGCUGCAGCCUUGGUGGCCAGGGGCCCCCCUCUGGAGGAACAAGGUGCUCUGAGGAGGUACUUGCGAGUCCAGCAGGUCCGAUGGCACCCUGACCGCUUCCUGCAGCGAUUCCGAAGCCAGAUUGAGACUUGGGAGCUGGGCCGCGUGAUGGGGGCCGUGACAGCCCUGUCUCAGGCCCUGAACCGCCAUGCCGAAGCCCUCAAGUGACCCUAGAGGAUGUAGCCUCAAGGACGGACAGGAGGAGGCAUCAAGUCAUGGAUGGGGACGGACAAGAGGAGGCCGCUGCUGUAGAGGAUAUGGGGCAGGAUAACGUAAUGGGUGCGGGGGUGGGGACGGCUCUGCCACUGCUCUGGAGUCUGCCAUUUCCUAAUAAGACUUGGUCCUGCACCUCACUCCAGGCUUCUCUGGUUUUUCCAUUGCUAUGGUUUUCAUCACCCACGACAUCUCCUUUCCCGCCCAACUGUUGAAACCCGCAGCUCCCACACACGUGCAGCACAGUCAGACAGUGCACUCUCAGUGGAGUCUAGAACCCCCUGAGGUCAGCCCUCCGAAGGCCCAGUUCAUCCCCCAGACCCCUCGGCUCCCCCCACUGGGGUCCUGAACACUUUGCA